AUGGGGUUGAUCUGCGUCAACCUCGCAGUUGAUCUUCCGUUUUUGGAAGAUCGCUCCUUGAUACAAGUAUCAAUGACAGGAGCACUGCUCGUGUUGCGCCGCCGCGCCGCUCGCAGGUCUCGCUGUUGGUUAAGUUGGUGCUACUUUAGCAGACCAAGUAUUUUUUGGCUUGGUCUGCUUGACCAACUUGGAGACCUGCUCCGGCUUGACCCGCUUGACAGACCCACGAGCCUUUUUCAGCUCGGUCUGCUUUGCAAGUUUGGGCAUCUAAGUGUGAAAAUGGUAAAGUUUAAAUUAACAAAACUGGUUAUUUAUGCGAUAAAAUAUAUCAUUGAUCAUAUUAUAGUUGAUAUGGUCUUUUACACUAAUGAUAAUGGUUGCCACAAUGGUGUCAGCACUAUGCUUGAAACACUAGAACUCUCAAUCCCAACAGUAUUGUGCUGUCUGACUGCAUUUAUGGUGUCAAUCAAUGUCAAUCAGUAA
Batrachochytrium dendrobatidis JAM81 is the source of this 483-nucleotide messenger RNA. RefSeq lists its product as uncharacterized. The transcript is spliced from 4 exons. Bases 1 to 483 code for a protein of 160 amino acids. NCBI's taxonomy places the organism in Eukaryota, Fungi, Chytridiomycota, Chytridiomycetes, Rhizophydiales. The record is from RefSeq and is a predicted model, not a curated record.